Sporothrix schenckii 1099-18 is the source of this 1950-nucleotide messenger RNA. RefSeq lists its product as uncharacterized. NCBI's taxonomy places the organism in Eukaryota, Fungi, Ascomycota, Sordariomycetes, Ophiostomatales, Ophiostomataceae. The record is from RefSeq and is a predicted model, not a curated record. Gene Ontology annotation, biological process: NADP+ biosynthetic process; NAD+ metabolic process. Gene Ontology annotation, molecular function: NAD+ kinase activity. The coding region runs from base 1 to 1950 and encodes 649 amino acids. The transcript has 2 exons.
AUGGCUAGCCGAGUUUCCUCGCCGUCAACUGCGAUCCACCCUGCCUUGGCGCACACGACGCCUCUUAAAGGACUGGAGCCGUUUUCAACUGAUCGCACCGACAACCUCACCGAACAACGUCCCAGGACUUCCUACAACACCAUAUCGCAGUCUGCCCUUCUCACCGGCGACAGUUCAUCGCCCCUCACCGAUCUUCAGGGCACGUCACAUUCAGAAGCAAAGGACGAACAGACCCAACAGGCGCUCCAGCAGUAUGUGGAUCGCCUAGGUGAGCCAGCCGCCUUGUGCAGACCACAGUCUGCCCGUGCCCACCACGGCACUCUCGAUUCGGUUCCCCGCCAAACGAUCAUCAAAGCUCUUGCUUCUGUCGCACGAAGCCACAAGCCUGAAGCUCUCUCGCUCGGCUGUGUGCUGAACGCCACCAUGCAAACCUCGCUGCCGGUUGUCGAGGUUGCCUCGGACAGCCAGCCGGCUACCGGUGGAGAUAUGGAUGCCCAGCUGCCGGCAUCUCUGCAGCCGCCUGCGACUGCGCAAUUCCAGCCUGCCACCGGUAAGGAGUCGUCGUCACAGCAGCUUUGCGAUGCUCUCAACGACCUCGCCCUGCGCAGUAAUGCUACCCCUACGACGUCUGCUGCAGCCGCGGCCUUUUCCGGUCUGAAGUCGCCUUGCUACUACCACGAACGCUUCGACGACGCCGUCGACAUUGAGAAGGUUCUGGAAGAGAUCAAGAACGACGAGUACAUGUCUCACUCGCGGCUGGUACAGACUGCCACAGGAGUGCGUGAGGUUUCCAAGCAGCUGCAGCGCCGGCCCAUCAAGCGCGCUGUGCGAAAUAUCAUGAUUGUCACCAAGGCACGCGACAACCAGCUCGUUAUCUUGACGAGAGAGCUCACGCAGUGGCUGCUGUCUACGCCUCGGUAUGGUUCGGACGUUGGUGUCAACGUUUAUGUCGAUGCCAAGCUCCGCAACUCGAAGCGCUUUGGUGCUACCAGCCUUGUGGCCGCCGAUCCCCGCUUCGAGUCCAUGCUGCGGUACUGGACCCCAGAUCUGUGCUGGAGCCAACCUGAGAAGUUUGAUCUCGUCGUCACACUCGGCGGCGACGGUACCGUGCUCUUCACGUCGUGGCUGUUCCAGCGCAUUGUGCCUCCUGUGCUGUCUUUCAGUCUGGGAAGUCUCGGUUUCCUCACGACGUUUGAAUUUGAGCGUUUCCGCUACCACCUAGACCGCAUAAUGGGCAACGAAGGCAUGCGCGUGAACCUGCGCAUGCGUUUCACUUGCACCGUCUACCGCGACGGCACUACCCCUGGUGCGCAGCCAGAGGAGGGUGAACAGUUCGAGGUUCUCAACGAGCUUGUCAUCGACCGUGGCCCGUCACCUUAUGUUUCCAACCUGGAACUCUACGGUGACGACGAGCUCCUGACUGUCGUCCAGGCCGACGGCUGCAUCUUCUCCACCCCGACAGGUUCCACUGCUUAUUCUCUGUCUGCUGGCGGAUCACUUGUGCAUCCGGACAUCCCAGCGAUCCUGCUUACUCCGAUCUGCCCUCAUACACUGUCUUUCCGUCCCAUGGUGCUUUCAGACACUAUGCUCCUGCGUGUGUCCAUCCCACGCAACAGCCGCGCCACUGCUUACUGUGCCUUUGAUGGCAAGGGCCGCGUUGAGUUGAAACAAGGUGACUGUGUCACCAUCACUGCGUCGCAGUACCCGUUUCCUACUGUCACCCGCACCGAUACUGAGUGGUUUAACUCGGUUUCGCGCACCUUGCGCUGGAAUACGCGUGCCGCCACGCAGAAGGGCUUUGAUGCCAGCCUGGGGGAGAGCGUCAGCGACCUGGCGUCUAAAGAUGAAGUUGACUGGGACAUUGAUACCGACUCCGGCUACUAUGCCAGCGAGGAAGGCAGUGUCGCUGCCAGCCCGCUGCGGCGGCAGAUGAGUCUUCUCGGCAUGUGA